GCCGGCCGCUUGUCACGUGACACGAGAAUGUAUGUGCCAUGUGAUCUCUGCAGUCGACUGUGUCCGAGGUCCCUUCUUUGGUGGUUACUGAGGGGACCCGAGUGAUCCACGGCACGAAGAGGGCUGUCAACCUCUAAGCCUCCGCUCUGCACCACCCAGAUCGUCUUGGCCAUCAAGCUCCAGGAGCGAGAGAGAGGGGUGGGGAGAGGGCGGGGUGAGAGGUGUGUUGGGGGGGGAGAGAGAGCGCCCAAGCAGCCAAUGAACUGUGAGCGCGACGGGGACGGAGCCGCCCCGGACCGCCCCGCCCCUCGUCCUGCCCGGGCCGCGUUCCGUCUGCUAGCUGAGUAAAGUAGGAAUGGAGAAAAAGAAAAUCUUGGUGAGAUCCAAAGUGGCUGCUUCAAACCUUCUGAGUGCCUUGCAUUCUCUCUAUCAAUUUGGUCAUUUCUGUGAUGUAACUGUUCAUACAAUCCAUCUUGGAAUCCAGGAAGAGUUUUUGGUACACAAAGCAGUCUUGGCUGCUUCAAGCAACUACUUUAAAGGGCUUUUUCUAAGUGAUGAGAUGUCAGACAUUAAGAGGUGUACUGUUGUUUUAGAUGACAUUUACACAGAGGAAUUCACAUCUUUUCUGGAAUUCAUCUAUACGGCAAAAAUUGAAAUUGAACCAGAGAAAUUGCAUCGAAUGAGAGAGGUAGCAGAGAGACUUGAAUGCAAGGACCUGCUUGACAUUUGUGAGGAAAUGAAGACAGAAAGUAAAAUGGAUGGCUUGGAUUUAAGUCUCCAUUUGAAAACUCAGGUAUGUGAAAAUGGUGGGGCUUCAUGGGUCUGUGAUCAACAUAGUCAUCAGAUUAAACUGAAUAAUACUCUACCAGUUGUAGUGGCUCCUGUGAAGAGAAAACUCUGGGAUAUGCAGAUACACAGAACAUUGUUAACAGGCAGUACAGAUCAGACUUGCAUGGUUGUCACUGAUGUGAAAACUGAAAUAGCAAAAAUAGUUAAACAAAACAGAAUAGAGACCACUGAGAACUAUACCACAGAUGUAAUCAAUUUGGAGAGGAAAAAAAGCCUCCCUUCUUUGUGUGGGUUGGAGGCCAAAGAAACUUGUCUAGUCAUCAGGAGUGUAUUAUCUGAGCAAGAUGAAGAUGAGAAUUCUCAUAUUUCUCAAUCUCUGAGCUCAAGUGAAUGCAGUAACACACUGCAGGAUUUGCCUCAGGUGUCUACAGAAACAUACGAGUGUGAAAAAUGUGAACAAUCUUUCCUUUUCAUCAAAUCAUAUCAGUCCCACAUGGAGACUGCACAUGGGAUUAAUGUUGUCAUCAAAUAUAGCUGUAAUGUGUGUGACCAGCUUUUUUCCAAUCGCCAGAGCCUGCAGCAACACCGACUUACAGUUCAUAAUGAUGAGCGGAAAUUCCCUUGCAUGUUCUGUGACAAGAAGUUUAAACGUCAGAAGGAUAUAAAGUGCCAUGUUCGAAGAGUUCAUGAAAAGAAAAGGAAUUCUCAGGCUUGUCCCUACUGUGACAAGGUCAUCAGCUCCAAGUGUGGUCUGACUGUUCACAUUAGAACCCACACAGGAGAGAAACCCUAUAAAUGUGGCUAUUGCCCUGCAAGCUUUGCCCAGAGGUCUGCUUACAAUACUCAUGUAAGAAAAAUACAUGAAUCAAAACAAGAUAGAAAAACUAUGCCAGUAUACUGGAUGGUUGUUCCAUCUACUAGCAGAUCAGAGACAACAGAUUAUGAAAUCGAUUUUACUAAAGAAACUUGGGAAUGUUCCUCAGAUAAUAGUUUAUCCAUGGGAACCAGUAGCAAAGACACUUUCAGCUAUGAAGAUAAUGCUAGAAACUCUUCUAAUGUAGUUGAUUCUAAUAAUGAAGCAAAAGAAAAUGAAAAAGACAAAAAUAAUGACAAAGAAACUGUACUAAGUAGAGAAAGGGAUCCAGAUGAAAAAUCGAGUGUUAAAGGAGAAGAAGAUUAUGAUGCUGGCUUUUCUGAAGUAGAAAUGAAUAACAAAGAUAAUGAAGUCUGCACAGAUGAUGACUUUUCAAAUGAAAAAGAUGCAGAAGAUAAUGAAUCAGAUGAAGAUGUUAAGAUAAAGAAAGUAAAUAAUAUGACUGUAAUGAAGAAAUCAACUUAUGUUAUAACUUGUGAUAAGUGUGAUCAGCAGUUUGUAUCCAGGAAAAAAUAUGUGGAUCACUGCAAAGAUGUACAUCAAUCUCUUCCUGGGAAGGUCUAUCAGUGUGAUAUCUGUAGCAAGUCCUUUGCUAGUUACAACAGCUGUAAAGAACAUCGAGCUUGUGUGCAUACAGAAGAAAGGCAGUUUGCCUGCACUCUCUGUAAUGCUACUUUCAAACGAAAGAGAGAUGUAAGAACUCAUUACAUGCGGAAGCAUGAAGGAAGAGUAAAACGACCACUUUGUUCUGUGUGUGGAAAAAUUUUGAGUUCUAGGACAGCACUUGUAUUCCAUAUGAGAACCCAUACAGGAGAAAAACCUUAUGAAUGUGGUGUCUGCCACUCUAAAUUUGCUCAACCAUCCCAACUUAAAAUUCACACAAGGUCUCAUACUGGAGAAAAGCCAUAUAUUUGUGAGGACUGUGGAGCUAGCUUUGCAGAUAAAGGAAAACUAAAUGGCCAUAAGAGGACCCACACAGGAGAACGGCUAUUUAAAUGUGAUGUCUGUGGAAAACAUUUUGCUACCAACGAAUACUUAAAAUGCCACAAGCGAUGUCAUAUGGGAGCUAAGCCUUAUAAAUGUGAUAUAUGUGGGAAAACAUUUGGAUUGAGAGCCUCAUUAGCUCAACAUAGCAAUGUUCACGCAGAAACUCGACCAUAUUUCUGUGAACUAUGUGGGAAAACGUUUACUCAGCAAGGAGCUCUCAGACGCCAUCAACGUAUUCACACAGGAGAAAAACCAUAUAAAUGUCGGGCUUGCGAGAGAACUUUUACAGACAUGUCAACAUUAAGGAGACAUGUGUCGAUACAUGAUCGAAAUGCACAUUGGAGAAGUUUCCUGAUAGACCUUACUACUAAAAAAGACCACAACUGGUCAAAAAUUGAGACCUUAUCAGAUGUGUGCAUGGGUGAGGAACCAACACCUGAAAUUUGGUCAGUUGACCAAGGCAGACUAUAUAAACCAGAGAAUGCAGUUGUGAAAACUGCUAAUGUCAUAGCUACCAGUGUUUCUACUUGUACCAAUAACCAUUCCAGGGUAUAUAUGUAACUAUAAGACCUGUAUUGAUAAGCUAUUUACACAGCACAAUUACAUAAUUAAACAUGAUCAGAAAUUUUAAAAUCCUAGUUCAGCUGUAUAUAUUUGAGUUAAUGCUAUAGUAAGCCUUUUGGGUUUGGGCUUUUUUUUUUUUUUUAAAAGAAGUGAUAUAAGAGUCAACAGUAAAAAUAAGUUUGUUUCAAUGAGUUUUAGUUCUUAGAACUCUUAUUCACAUAUAAAUGUAUGACACUAAUAAUCCUGUUAUAUUAAAUUCCACAUAUCAUUUGUGUACAUUUUACACUCAUGUUUAUACUAAUAUUAAGCUAAUUCUAGGGGAGACAUAUGUAUCAUUACAUAAAGAUUAAUUUAUUUGUAUAUAUUUAUAGAAUGGUUUUUAGAAGCUUUCUGAGCAUCAAAAACAUGAAAUCAAGUUGUGCAAUGGUAGGAUUUAGAGGGUUUUUUAAAUGAAUGAAAAUGGGAUGUGAAAUUUUACCUUUUGCUUGAUUGAUGUUGAUGUAGUUGUUUUAUAUUUUGUCAAGGUCUCACUUGAAUCUUUAAAUUAAGCCAACAAUGGGGUUGAAUUAUGAUGUAUAUUAACAGAUAAUGCAAAUCAAUAUUAUAUAAUAUAGUUUUGUAAAAACUUACCAGCAUUGGAGGAAAUCACAAAGAACCAGAAAUGAAAACACAAUUUUAGUGUCCUGUUUGUAUUUUAUUGUUUGUUUAGCAUAAUCUGGAUUAUGUAUCAUUAAGAUUAAUCUAAUUCUACAGGGAAACCUAGCUCAGAGCCUUGCCAAAGUUCCCAGAACCUCAAAAUAUAUAUGUAAUCUACAAACAUGUUCUCAGUAUUUGUGUCUCAUAUUUGAAAAGAAGUCUUCAAAUGGUAUUUUCUUUUUAUGAAAUCAUUAUGUUCUAGAGCUUUUAAAAUGACCUUUAUUUUUUCUUUAUUGAACAGAAUAUUUUUUUUAUUUAAAGCUAUAAACCAGUAGCAUUCUUUUCAUAUAGUAAUAACACUAUGCCUUUAGGACAGCAUGACAGUAGCAAAUGCCUUCGUCUUUUAGCUAGGUGAUAAACAUUUCUUGGACUUACUGCUAACUGCACUACCUCUAAAACCAAAGGAUCUGACACAAAACAGUUACUGCUUAUGUCCAGAGGAAAAACUUUAAGCAAAAUGAGUUUCAUCCUUUUAUACAGGUAAGACUAAUUAACCACUUAAUUUCAAACAAUAAUUUUCCUAAACUGUGAUUAGAGUUAACCAUGGGAAUCAGUGUUCAAAAUAAAUAAAAUAUCUAGGUAAGAAGCAAAGUCGUUGACAAAGACAAGGGGCUAAUUUAGAGGUUUUUAGAUUUAAAAAAUAUUUGAAUUAUCACCACUCUAAAUGCAAUGGCACAUCCAUUAGCACUGAAAUAAAAAGGUGUGUUAUUAAAUGUGAUUACAAAGUACAAA
Molecule: messenger RNA, 4642 nt
Organism: Monodelphis domestica (gray short-tailed opossum)
Lineage: Eukaryota; Metazoa; Chordata; Mammalia; Didelphimorphia; Didelphidae
Source: RefSeq, a predicted model, not a curated record